CAAGGUUGUAAAUGCGCGCGCUGGAAUAAGUACUUUAGUUGGCUGGGGAGGAGUAGGUAUCUUUGUUGUCCUGACUGGAUGUCAGUGUGAAGCAAAGAUGCUUGCGAUCAAAGAACUCUAAUAAGUAAGAUUUAUGCUAGGUGACUGUUUAUGAAAUAAAUGUUACUUGGGAUUAUUUAACAAAAUGGAAAUCAAAGUUGGAGAUUCUAUCCGAAUUGAAGAUGGCUUUUAUGUUCCUGAAGAAUUGUAUAUGCAAUAUAAAAAGAUGAAUAUAUCUAGUAUAUUUUCUUGGCAAGCUGAAUGCCUUCGCUUGCCUGGUGUUCUUGAGGGGAAUAAAAAUCUUGUUUACUCAGCUCCUACUAGUGCUGGAAAAACCCUCGUUGCUGAGCUCAUUGUACUUAAACGUGUUUUGGAAUCUUCAUUGAAAGCAUUUAUAAUUCUACCUUAUGUGUCUGUAUCAAGAGAGAAAAUGACUUACCUACAGAGACUGUUCAGCAGUCUGGGUAUUCGUGUUGGAGGCUACAUGGGGGGUCAAAGUCCACCUGGGGGUUUGUCCGCUAUUAAUGUAGCCGUUUGUACAAUUGAAAAGGCAAACAGUCUGGUUAAUAGACUAAUCGAAGAAGAUCGUUUAGACGAAUUAGGUAUUGUCGUUGUCGAUGAAUUACAUCUUAUUGGUGAUACUCAUCGAGGUUAUUUACUGGAGUUGUUGUUAACCAAAUUACUCCUUCAUUCACGUCGCAGAUUAAAUGCUAAACUAAUUGAUGGUGGUAAAAGUUCAGGAGAUUCUCAAAGUCUGUUAAAUGGAUCUUUGAGCCAAUCCUACUUUGAUACAAAUGGUAUUCAAGUAGUUGGCAUGAGUGCUACUUUGCCAAAUCUUGCAACACUUGGACAGUGGUUAGAUGCAGAGGUUUAUGUAACAAAGUUUCGUCCAGUCCCACUGACUGAACUCAUUUUAUCUUGUGAUACAAGAUCUAAAGUGAAUCAGUUCUAUAAAUUAGUUAAUUCUAAUGUUGAUAGUGUUUGCACUCAACAAAAGUCAGAGUGUCUGGUACCUACUGAUAAUUUACCUUUGGAUCCACAGUUAACUUCUGAUAUUCAGCUAAAUGAUGAAGAUGGUGUGUUUGGUUUGUGUCUUGAUUCAUUCUUGAAUGGACAUGGUGUACUCGUGUUUUGCCCUACUAAACAAUGGUGUGAACAAUUAGCUGAUACAAUGGCACGCCAGAUCUUCAGUCUAACACAGUCCUACUUUUCAGCACAACGUCAGCAGGAAAAUAAUACCCGGGUGCUAAGGUCUGAGGAUCCUGUUGACAGCGAUCCAAAUGAUUACUACUUAGAACCAGAUAUUGGAGUACGCUUGGCAUCACGUUUGGACCGAGUGGGUCUUACCACUUGUGUCGAACAGCUAAGGCGUUGUCCAGCUGGUCUUGAUACAGCUUUGGCAAGAUGUCUAGGCUAUGGUGUUGCCUUUCAUCAUGCAGGUCUUACAAUUGAAGAACGAGAAGUGAUUGAGUUUGGCUUCCGUAAAGGUCUUAUUCGUAUUUUAAUUGCCACAUCCACAUUAAGCUCUGGAGUUAAUCUACCUGCCCGUCGUGUUAUAAUUCGAACACCAUUAUUUCAUGGACAUAUCCUAGAUUAUCUUACUUAUAAACAAAUGGCUGGUCGAGCAGGUCGUCAAGGAGUUGAUACUAGUGGCCAAAGCAUAUUAUUAUGUAAACCCAAAGAUUUGGGACGCGUACGUCAGUUGGUGAUGAAUGGAAUGCCACCAGUGAAUUCCUGUCUAAUGGGUCAAGGAGGCAGCCCGGAAUCUAGCUUAAAACGUGCCUUACUUGAAGUUAUUGCAAAUGGAUUUGUUGAAACACUAACCGACGCUUUACUAUAUCUAUCUAGUACCCUGUUGGCUACUGUUAUCACUCAAGAAAAGUUGACUGAACUGAAAUCUCCUAAAUCAUCUCAUCACUCACCAGGAGGGAUUCGGCGUCGUUCUCUACGUUUAUCUCAGUCUAGAAUUUCUUCUAGUGGUGAAGUCAGUUGUGUUACAGAUAACAAUAAUGAAUUUAUAAGUGAAAUGAAACGUUUGUUAUUCUUAUGUAUUAAAGAUUUACAAAAGCAAGAACUGAUCUAUAUUGACCAAUCUUCCAGUCCAGAAGGCGGUAAUGCGAAUCUGUCACAAAUGGAUACCGAUUCAUUGAAUGGUUUAUUGAAUUAUGCUCGACUUCAACCAACGGCCUUAGGAAGAGCGGUAUUGUCGUCUUCCUUAGGUCCAGUGCAUGGGUUAGUAGUUUUCGAAGAAUUGGAUCGCGCACGACGAUCUAUUGCCCUGGAUACUGAAUUACAUCUUAUAUAUCUGUUAACUCCUGUGUAUUUGGAUGUUGGUGCUGAUUUGGAUUGGCUUUGUUACUUGGAACAGUAUCAGAGUUUAUCUCCUGCAGAGCGUAGAGUUGCCGAUCUGGUUGAUAUUGAAGAACGGUUUAUUACUAGAUGUGCAGCUGGUGCCUCAUCAACCACUAGUGGUCGUUUUGGUAAUGCUUCUAUGACCAGUCGACGUCUAAGCUUGCAUAGACGUUUUUAUACAGCUUUAGUAUUAUAUCGCUUAGUUAAUGAAGAUGGUUUACAAGCUGUUGCAAAGAAGUUUGGCGUCAAUCGUGGUCUCCUCCAGAGUUUACAACAACAAGCUGCCACUUAUGCAGGUAUGGUAACUAUCUUCUGUAAUCGUCUUGGUUGGAGUCAUAUGGAACGUAUAAUAGCGAAUUUCCAGUCACGUUUAUGCUAUGGUGUGUCUGAAGAACUUGUUGACUUGAUACGUUUACUCCCCUUGGUUAAUGCUGAACGUGCUCGGGCUUUAUACGCAGCUGGUUAUACUUCCAUAUCAUCAUUGGCUACUGCACGUUCUCAAGAUAUUUCAAGGGUUUUACAACGUGCAAUACCUUUUGAACGAAAGAAAAGCAGUGAGAAUUCUGCAAAAGCAUCAUGUCGUACAAUUCUUUUAGAUGAUGGGAACGUAAUCAAUGAACAAGAAGCUGCACCAUUAAUUAUUCAGCAAGCUAAACGAUUAUUGGAAAUAGAUUUAGCUUCAGUCUAUGGGAAAGAUCUAGUUAUUCUGUCCAAAGAAGAUGAGAAAGUGAUGCAGUCUAAGGAGAACAUGACUAUUGCUGAUUCACCAGUGCAUCAAUCACAAGUGCUUGACAAAACUAAAAACACAAUAAACGAGUUGAAUAGUAGUCAAUUAAUACUGGAAAAUACAAUCUCUUCCAGAGAUAUGAAUGUAAAUGGUGAUCAUAGUGGGAAUCUCGAUUCUGCAGAGGAUAGAAAACGUUCCAGUAGUUCUGUAGGCGAAGACCACGAAGCGAAACGCCAAAAGGCUCCCGAAGAGAAUGUUGUUCUUACAUCAGUGAUGUCGGCAACGACGACGGCGAGUAGCACUACCGUUCCCACAACCACUAAUACUUCUACUAACAGCACCAUGUGUACAGAAUUGUCAUUUGGUAGUGAUGACUCUAUUUCUGAUGACUAUCGUAAUAACACCGGAAAUCACACUUACAACAAUGAGGAAAAAUGCGCUUCAUCUCAGAAGAAUAGUACAGAUUGUAAUGUCGAUCAUUGUGAGGAUCAAAUUUUAACAUUUAAGUCCCAAGUUUUGGAUGUACAGUGUAAUAAAUCCACACACCUUCAGGAUACAAUGAUCUCUAAAGAUUUUGAGAAUUUCACUCAGCCUAGUCAGUCUUUCAUUUUAACCAGUCAAUUAGCAGCUAUUGUUGAUAAUCAAAUUUCAAUAGUUAAUAAUACAAAAACAGAAAACAGUGUGAUGAAUGUUUCAGUUAGUCAUUGUACAUCUGUACAAGCUUGCAGUGAACAGUCUGAAUCUUCAACUCUGUCGUCCUCAUUAAUAUCCUGUGAUAAUGUAUUCGAAUUAAAUGAUACGCUUACAUUUUCAAUGUUUGAAAGUUCAUUUCCUGCAUCCAAGGCUAAUAGUAAUAAUAAUAAUAAUGACAACAAUUUUAAUGAAGACGCAUCCAAACAAAAUGAAGAAUUAACUGUAAACUUUGAUUCACAAAUCUUGCAAAAUUUUAUGAUGUCACAGAUCACUUUCGAUACUGAAUAUGAAGACAAACAGAAACUAGUUUCUCCCAGUCAACCACCUGGCACCAAACCAUCCAUAUCUAUCAAUGAAGACGAUACAGCUUUGGGAACAGAGAGGAAGAGUGUUGGUGACUUAUUUAACUCAUCAUUCACAUUUGAUCUGUCAGCAAAUAAACAAUCACAGGAUUCAUCAUCAUGUUGUCAAAACCGUAAUUUUGGUGAAGCUUUUAGAUGUAAAGCAAAUACUGUUGUCCUUCCGACUGAUGUUUUACCUGUGGAAGUCGUUAAAACUGGUAUUAAUAAUAUAAAUAAUGGUGGCGAUGAUGAUGAAGAUGACUACAACUGUGAUAAUAGAGACGAUUUAUUCUCUAUCAUUGAUGUAACUCAAUCAUAUUUCCUAUGGAAAACUUUCCUUGACGAUCUGUAUAAACGUAUAGAUGAAAUAAGUAAACAAAAUUCUACUAAUUCAAAUUAUAUCGCUGUACAACCUGGUUGGAGUGUAAACAUGAACUGCCCUAAUCAAGUAGAUACUGUUAAUGGAAAGGAUUCAUUAGAAUGUUUAAUUUGGCGUUCUGGACCUGGGGGAUAUCCAGCUACUGGUGGUGGGAGAAGUAUGUGCAUAGAUUACAACUUGUAUCUUAGUGGGUUAUCACUUUCUUCAGUAUGCCUCCGAUCUAAUGUUGUAUUUUGGAUUGAUUUUGUUUCACAAAAUGAUGUCAAUAGAGUUCCAGUUAGUAAGUGUUUAGCAGAUAUUCGUGAUUUAUUUAUUUACAUAAGUCACCACAAUAUUGGUUUAAUUCUUUGGGAUGUUAAAUGGUGGUAUCGUAUUGUUUACGAUUUAUUCAAACUACCAUUUGGUACAAAAUUUCAAAUAUACAAUCCGAAUCUAGUGAAUUGGUUAAAAAAUCAAGAUUUAGGUCAAAGUUCUUUGUUGAAUGAAGCAAAAAAACUAAGUGCCAACACUGUUGACUUACUGAGCAAGGUUACAUCAUUUGCUGAACUUCUAGAACCUCCAACACAGUUUUCAGAUUGGUCUAAAAUCCCCAACCUUAUUCUUCUUAAUCAAUGUCCUCCUGCAAACCAUCUAAAUGGACAGCAGUUAUCCUGUCUUCCUGAUCAUAUAAAUAUAACCGCAGCUCAGUGUUUCUUACUAGCAUUAUGGACAAAUAUGAAUAGUUACCUGUCAGAAGUUGAUCAUUCCAUACUCAGUUCAAUCGAAAUGCCUUGUCAGUCAUUACUGGCUAAAAUGGAGUCGCAUGGUUUCAAUCUCAAUAUCGACGAAUUAAUUAAAUGUCAUGAUUCACUAACUCAUGCUUGUAAACAGUUAGAAAGUGUUGCACAUCGAUUAGCUGGUUUACCAUUUCCUAUGGAUUCACCGAAAGAAAUAUCUAAAGUAUUAUUUAAAUGGCUUCAUCUACCGCAGAUAUCAGAUCCGAAGGAUACUAUUUUAACAAGAAAACGUAAUCAACAAGCCUUAUUACUGAAUGGUCGUAAACAGUCAGUUCAUCUGCCUAGAGCUACUAAUGCUGUCCUGUCAAAACUCACUGGUGUUCAUCCAUUGCCAGCUAUUAUUAUCGAAUGGCGUCAUCUAAAUGGUAUUUUAGAAAAAAUAUUUAAUUCUUUAGUUUCAACAUGUCGAAAUUGUAUUUCUGAUAGGGAAAAGCCAUUACGUGUUUCACCUAUAUAUGAUGUAUACACAGCUACAGGUCGUAUUAUUUCAACUAUGCCUAAUUUACAAUCUGUACCAAAAGAUAUAACUAUUGAAUGGCCUAAAUUACUUUAUAAAUCUUUGGAUAAUUCUCAACUAUGGCCAUCACCAUUUGAUAAAGUGUUAGCUGAACUUCCCGAAUUUAAUGAAAUUAUAAAACCUCGUCGUGCCUUCUUGGCACCUCCUGGCAGUAUACUGAUUUCCGCAGAUUUCUGUCAACUUGAACUAAGACUUUUAGCGCAUUUUAGCAAAGAUGCAGAACUUUUAAAGCUUUUAUCGGUAGACUCAUCAAGUCAUAUUGAUCAGUCGAUGGCGCCAAAAUCAGAAUCAGAUGCAUUCAAAAAGCUUGCCGCACAUUGGCUUAAUAUACCUCAUCUAAAUCAAGUAACCGAUGUUCAUCGCCAACAAGCCAAACAAUUAUGUUAUGCUAUUUUAUAUGGUAUGGGUGCUCAAACAUUAGCCAGUCAGUUGAAUAUACCUGAACAAAAUGCACAAAAGCUAAUCGACAGCUUUCUACACACUUAUUCUGGUGUUCAGAAGUUUAUUACAGCAACUAUUGCAUCCGCUCACCAUGAUGGUCAAAUUAAAACACUGAAUGGUCAUAUUCGUCUUCUGCCAGCUUUGACCGCCAAAACAUUGUGUGAUAAUGGUACAAAUCAUGAAUUUGAUUUCAGUCGGUCGAAGAAAAAUGAUUUUAGACACCAUUUCGCUGUGGUUAAGGCUGAACGUCAAGCUGUCAACAGUAUGAUUCAAGGUAGCGCGGCAGAAAUAGCCAAACUAGCUAUGUUGGCGGUUGAUGAAGCUCUCAAUUCCAGUCAACUGUCGGGCUAUGCUAAUCUUGUUCUACACGAACAUGAUGAAUUAAUUUAUGAGGUUUCUCCGGCCUCAUCUGUUAAACGAUUCGGUUUAUUAAUUCGACAAACAAUGUCAAAUGUCGGUAAACAGUGUAACUUAAGUGUUCCAUUACCUGUAAAAUUAAAAAUUGGUUCUAAUUGGUCGGAUUUACAACAAGUCGAUUGGUGAUUGAAUCGCUUAUGUUAAUUACCUCAGUUAUUUACAUUAAUGUGAUCUUUCAAUGUACAUGAUCUCAUGCCUUCUUCUUUUCUUUUUUUUUCGAUUUUUGAUAAUUUAACUUUAUAUGUGGCAAUGUGAAAACUACUCAUUAUUUUUUCUUCAUAUGUAUAUUUAUUUAAAUCUCUCAGGGAUAUGUAUAUUUUAUGCAUAGUGUUUUCGCUCUGUGUUGUUUUUGUUUUGUUUUUUCAGUGUUAAAUGUUACUUCAAUGUGAUCUUUUUUUCAAAUUAUUGCACUUUUCCUGUGAUUUUUUAUUAUGUAUGGUAUGCAGAAAAUGAAUCAAAAUUAAUAAUGAUUAUCUCCUUAUAUAUGCUUACGUUGUUUUAAUUCUCUUUA
Messenger RNA from Trichobilharzia regenti, 7193 nucleotides. NCBI's taxonomy places the organism in Eukaryota, Metazoa, Platyhelminthes, Trematoda, Strigeidida, Schistosomatidae. The record is from the annotation of a GenBank genome assembly.